AUGAUCUAUGCUCGUUUACAGGUUGGGAAGCCUGAGACGGGCAAGGCUGUGUCUCCUUUUUGCGACAACGGCAACGAUGCCGCGUGCAAUGGAGCCCCGUCUCGAAUCAACGGCCGGCUUAGUGUCCUAGACGACUCUAUAAGACAGCACAUGUUUGACACGGUGCAACUGUGUUUGCGAGGUGUUAUCACAUCUUCGGUGGGUUACAAGCAUGCGAUUGAGGACAUCAUCACCCUCACCGAUGUCAAGGCGGUGUCGGAUUUCAAACCAGCCACGUGUACCAGCGAGACCGAUACGCGCAAAAGUCGCCAUUUGGACUUUUACUUUGAACUGCCCACCAGGAUUUCCUGCAGGGAUGGCGUCUUCCGCUCUCUUCCCCUGACGGGCACGUUCACAGGCACCACCACAAUUACCCAGAGCACGGCGCUGAACGAUCUACGGGUCGAACAUGGGAGUUGUGAAGUGUCUUACUGGGUUGAGGUCACGUUUCGCCUUUCCGGGAGGCAGAUCGGUUUCUUGACCCAGCACACCCAAAUCCCAUCUCUCUACCCUCAUCUACGGGCGGCGCCGGCGAGAGGGAUCCCUCUGACCCACCGUGCGAAACCCGACAUCCUGGCGCGCUGUCGGUUUCACAAAAUCCCGGACCUGUCACUCACCUUGUCCGAAGCGGACAUGACGAUGCGACGGAACCCAGAGACUGGGAAGCGACACAUCAGCGUGCCCCUCAGCGUGGCCAGGGACGCAUCCGAGAAUUUUGGAAUAGACGGUCGUCAAUCCCUGAAAUGCUCGGUCGAAGCCAAGUGGGAGGUGAAGACGCGCUUCUCCACGACACCGGGUCGCCCGUCUUCUGCAAAGGUGAGAGCGGGCGAGGUCAUUUACAAAGUGACGACGGCGUCGACGCAGAAGUCGACCAUCCUAUUUCGCCCGCUACCGCAGUACGACGACUCGCGUCGCACUCAGAAGGCGAAGAAAACCCCCGCCGAGCCGUACGUUGCGACGUCUCAACUCGACCUCUCCGUGCCGGAUGCCAUCUCCCAGCCAUCUCUGGACUGGAUGUAUCUCGCGAGGACCUAUGCUCUGGAUCUCUGCCUGACGUUCCACGGUGGCCACGGCGCGCCCAAGUACUCUCUCCACACCAACAUUCCGCUCUCGGUCGCCGCCUACGGGUCGAAAGCCGACGAUGCAGCGAAGAACCAAGUCGUCGUGGGCGUCUCGGAGAUUGCCUCGGGCUGGGAGUCUGAGGAGGGGGAGGACGGUCACAGUGAACUCCUCGGACCGCUGGGUGUGAGCACGGCGCAGCGGCAGCAAGGACAGCGUAACGCGACGAGGACACCGCCACCGGCUUACUUUCGAUGA
Molecule: messenger RNA, 1356 nt
Organism: Fonsecaea pedrosoi CBS 271.37
Lineage: Eukaryota; Fungi; Ascomycota; Eurotiomycetes; Chaetothyriales; Herpotrichiellaceae
Exons: 2
Coding region: 1-1356 (451 amino acids)
Source: RefSeq, a predicted model, not a curated record